Molecule: messenger RNA, 5874 nt
Organism: Callithrix jacchus (white-tufted-ear marmoset)
Lineage: Eukaryota; Metazoa; Chordata; Mammalia; Primates; Cebidae
Product: TRPM8 channel-associated factor 2
Biological process (GO): negative regulation of anion channel activity; positive regulation of protein targeting to membrane
Cellular component (GO): plasma membrane
Molecular function (GO): transmembrane transporter binding
Source: RefSeq, a predicted model, not a curated record
GGCCCCGCCUACGAUACAACCCCGCCUCCAGGAUGACCCCGCUCCACCUCCGAGACAGCCCCGCCCCCAAGACGGCCACGCCUACGAUACAGCCCCACCUCCGGCACUGCCGCGCUCCACCUCCGAAACAGCCCCGUCCCCAGGACAGCCCCGCCUCCGACACUGCACCGCCUCCGAGAACACCCGUUCUGCCUGAGACAGCCCCGCCACCAGGCCAGCUCGCCUCCGAGACCGCGCCGCCUCUGAGACCGCCCUGCCCCGCCUCUGAGGCAGUCACGUCUCCAGUGCAGCCCCGCCGCUGGGACCGCCUCUCCCCUAUGAGACAGCCCCGCCUCCAGUACGGCCCCGCCUCCUAGACCACCCUAGACCUCCUACACCUCCUAAACCACCCCGCCUCUGGGACCGCCCCGCCCCGCCUCCGAGGCCGCCCCGCUUCUGGUUCCGCUCCGCCCACCUUCGUGGCAGCCCCGCCUCCAGGACGACCCCGCCUCCGGGACCGCAGCGAUCAGCUCUGCGAGGCAGCCCCGCCUUCAAGACCUCCUUCCCCGCGCGCCGAAGCAGAGCCAGUCCGAAAAUCCCCAGGAAUCCGUACUGCCCAGGCCUGAUAGAACCCAUGGCGACAUCUGCUGCUUUUGAGACCCUCAGAGCCGCUGCUGCCUUUGAGACCCUCAUGGAUGGAGUGACAAGCUGGGAUCUCCCCAGGGACCCCGUCCCCAGUGAACUCCUUCUUAUUGGAGAGGCUGCCUUCCCCGUGAUGGUGAAUGACAAGGGCCAGGUACUCAUUGCUGCCUCCUCGUAUGGCCAAGGCCGCCUCAUGGUUGUGUCCCACGAGGGCUACCUGAUGCAUGCUGGCUUGACUCCAUUUCUCCUCAAUGCAGUGAGCUGGCUCUCUCCCUGCCCUGGGGCUCCUGUGGGAGUGCAUCCAUCCCUGACACCUCUAGGAAACAUCCUGCAGGAUGCUGGGCUUGAGGCACAGAUCAAGCCAGAACCAGGAAAGCCCCUGUGUGUUUACUGCAUCAGUGCCUACAAUGAUGCCAUGACUGCGACGCUGAUCCAGUUUGUGAAACAUGGAGGGGGCUUGCUCAUUGGGGGCCAGGCGUGGUACUGGGCCAGCAAGCACGGCAGUGACAAGGUGCUGUCCAAAUUCCCUGGGAACAAGGUGACAAGUGUGGCUGGAGUGUACUUCACCGACACCUAUGGGGACAGGGCCCGGUUCAAGGUCUCGAAGAAGGUGCCCAAGAUCCCACUCCAUGUCAGGUGUGGGGAGGAUGUCAGGCAGGACCAGCAGCAGCUCCUGGAGGGGAUCUCAGAGCUGGACAUUAGGACAGGGGGAGUCCCCUCAGAGCUGCUGGUGCAUGGAGCCCUGGCCUUCCCUCUGGGGCUGGAUGCCUCACUCAACUGCUUCCUGGCAGCUGCUCGCUAUGGCCGAGGCCGGGUGGUCCUGGCUGCCCAUGAGUGCCUGCUCUGUGCUCCCAAGAUGGGGCCCUUCUUGCUCAAUGCUGUGCGCUGGCUGACCGGAGGCCAGACAGGCAAAGUUGGGGUGAACACAAGUCUAAAAGAUCUGUGUUCCCUCCUAUCAGAGCAUGGCCUGGAAUGCAGCUUGGAGCCACAUCUGAACAGCAACUUGGGUGUCUACUGCUGCAAGGCCUACAGUGACAAGGAAGCUAAGCAGAUGCAGGAGUUUGUGGCUGAGGGUGGGGGGCUGCUGAUUGGGGGCCAGUCCUGGUGGUGGGCCUCCCAGAACCCUGGCCACUCCCCCUUGGCUGGCUUCCCUGGUAACAUCAUCCUCAACUGCUUUGGCCUCAGCAUCCUGCCUCAGACUCUCAGCGUAGGCUGCUUCCCUGUUCCAACCCCUGAGAUGAGAAGCUACCACUUCCGCAAGGCACUGUCUGAGUUCCAGGCUAUAUUAAACCAUGGAAAUGGGAACUUGGAAAAGAGCUGUCUGGCAAAGUUGAGAGUUGAUGGCGCAGCCUUCCUACAGAUUCCUGCGGAGGGGGUCCCUGCUUACAUAUCCCUGCACAGGCUCCUGAAGAAGAUGCUAAGAGGGUCUGCACUCCCAGCUGUGAGCCAGGAAAAUCCAGUUGCUGGUGACUCCAUUGAGGCUGCAAUGCUCUCUCUGGCCACUCGGCUGGCUCACUCUCUAACUGACUGCUCCCAGCUAGCCAAGGAGCUUGGCACCAGGACCUGCUCCUCCAAUUUGUACCCCUCAAAACACCCCAUCACCGUGGAGAUUGAAGGAAACAACCCAGGCAACAAUGAUUGCUGGGUGAGUACUGGGCUCUACCUCCUGGAAGGACAAAAUGCAGAAGUCUCACUGUCUGAAGCUGCUGCCUCUGCUGGCCUGAAGGUACAGAUUGGUUGCCACACUGAUGACCUGACCAAGGCCAGGAAGCUAUGUCGAGCCCCCGUGGUGACUCACCAAUGCUGUAUGGACAGGACCAGUCAGUCAGUCUCCUGCCUCUGGGGUGGCCUUCUCUACGUCAUUGUGCCCAAAGGCAGACAACUAGGCCCUGUGUCUGUCACUAUCACGGGGGCUGUGCAUGCCCCAUACUACAAGCUGGGUAAGACAUCCAUAGAGGAGUGGAAGAGGCAGAUGCAGGAGAACCUGGCUCCCUGGGGAGAGCUGGCCACGAACAACAUCAUCCUGACAGUGCCAACCACAAAGCUCCAGGCCUUGGAAAACCCUGAGCCUGUGCUCCGCCUCUGGGAUGAGAUGAUGCAGGCUGUGGCCAGACUGGCGGCUCAGCCCUUCCCUUUCCGCCGACCCGAGAGAAUUGUGGCUGAUGUGCAGAUCUCAGCUGGCUGGAUGCAUUCAGGAUACCCCAUCAUGUGCCACCUGGAGUCUGUGCAAGAGCUCAUCAAUGAGACGAGCAUGAGAAGUCGGGGUCUGUGGGGCCCCAUCCAUGAGCUUGGCCACAACCAACAGCAGGAUGGAUGGGAGUUCCGCCCACACACUACCGAGGCCACCUGCAACCUUUGGUCAGUCUAUGUGCAUGAAACAGUCCUAGGGAUCCCCAGGGCUAAGGCCCAUGAGGCUCUGAGCCCUCCAGAACGAGAGAGGAGAAUCAAGGACCACCUGGGAAAAGGAGCUCCCCUGUGUGACUGGAAUGUGUGGACAGCCCUGGAAACAUAUCUGCAGCUCCAGGAGGCCUUUGGGUGGGAGCCAUUCAACCAACUCUUUGCUGAGUACCAGACCCUCUCUCACCUACCCGAAGACAACACUGGCAGGAUGAAUCUAUGGGUGAAGAAGUUCUCUGAAAAAGUGAAGAAGAAUCUGGUUCCCUUCUUUGAGGCCUGGGGCUGGCCUGUCCAGAAGGAGGUGGCUGACAGAUUGGCCUCCCUACCAGAGUGGCAGGAAAACCCCAUGCAAGUGUACCUCUGUGCCAAGAAGUAAAGGAUGCCCAACAAUGCGGGAGAGAAGAGGCAAGAUCACGCCGCCAACUCCACCACCAGGGUUUUGGCCACAUGUGCUCAGUACCUGGAGCCUGAAUCCUCCUUACCAGCCUGAGCUCUAGGUGGUGGCCAAGGUCAUAAGAAUAACUUCAACCCAUUUCUGAAAAAGGUUCUCUUGUGCUUCCUUUUAUUGUUUUUCUGUUGACACUGUUUCUUUCCCCAGGAGACUCACUUCACCUCUUAGUCUCCCAGAAAGGAUGUUUCAUCCUGCCUUCCUGAGGGUUCUAUUUUUGACCAAUAGCUCUAAAGACCAUGGGUUCCCAUAACAACCAUAUCCCUUUCUCAUCCCUGCCGUCCCUGAACAAAGAUUCUAACUUGUUAUGCUUUAAGAAGUUUUCUAAUAGCAAGACACACCGGAAUCGUGGAGAGAGCCCUAAGCCAGCUUUGGUUUUACAGAAAAUCACUUCACCUCUCUGUGUUUCUGUCUUCACAUCCAUGACAUCGGUAUAGGAAUCUUUUCCUCGCAAAGCCGUUGUUUGGUAACGGUGAACAUGUUUGAAACCACAAUAUGCACAGACAUUACGUGUGUAUAGGGUACUCCUUAGAUUUCUCCCGGUCCCAUAGUGGACUGUUACGGUGUCGAGUCUAGCAUGCACAUCCUGGGCACUGAAUCUCACUUCAGUGUUCACCCCCUUGAUGUCCAUAUUCAGUCCUUGUAUAUUUAGAGAAUACCGAUGUUUUCCCAGACAUGCUCUCAAUAAUGGUAGUUGUCAGCAGUAUCCUAGCCCUUUUUACAUGUUUUCUCUCUCUGCUCGAAGGAUUCUUGGGUAUAACCUAACCUCCCCAAAAAGAGUCCUGUGCUCAAACUGAGGGUCACAGAGCUGGGGGGUUAGGUCUUUGGGGACAGCUCUGUCUUCCAGUACUUUUGUUUCAACCAAAGGGCAAAGUCAUAUUAACAACUGCUACUAAGUCUAUAUACCUAUUCAGUCUUACUACAAAACAGGCAACUGACUUCUCUGGUCACAUGGAAUCAAGGCACUGACGUAGGGGUCAGGGAGGUCCACAGGCACAGUGGGCUUCACUCUGGAACAGGAUUACUGCGUGCAGCAGACCCAGUCAUACUUAAAAUCAACUCACAACCCAGCGUCCCCUGAGCUUUCUCUUAAUCUUCUAGCCCAGCCCAACUCUUUGGUUAGGGGAGUUCUCACUGGAGAUUUGUCUCUGGGAUUCAUGGGUGUAUGCCCAGAUCUUUUCGCCAGUUCACUUUUAGACCAUGUUAUCGUUUGUUUUGAAUAUCAGUCAUUAAGCUUUGUUGAGAGUAGAGUGGCUUCCCAUGAGGACAACUCACUUACAGCAAGUCUUUUGCUGAACACCAUCAGCAUAUCCUUCCCAAUUCUAGAUCAUUUCCUUUUAUUUCUCUAGUAGCCUCGCCAGGGGCUUUGCACAUGAAAGUGUUCAUGAAAUAUCUGUCAGAUGAAAGAACAGUAAUGACACCUAACACAUAAUGAGUGGGCAGUAUGUUGGAGUCAUUGUGUGAGGUAUUUACUGUGAAUUAUCUCAUGUAAUCUUCCCAGCAGUCCUCUGAGAUAGGUUAUGGUAUUAUUCCCAUUUCAUAGAUGAGAAAACUGACACUCUGGGAUAUAAAACAACUUUUCUGAAGGCACAAAAGUGAAUAAGAGAAACAGCCAGGGCCUAAUUGAAGCCCAUAACCAUGAAAACAUUGUGGAACUCACUCUUCAUGAAUGGUUUAUGAGUUAAACAAAAUGUCACCUAGAAAAUAGAUAAAAAUAUGUUCAACAAAGUCUGGAUUUUUCUGAUAUUUACUACUGAAUUUUCAUUCAGUAACAAACUUCACUUCCAAAAAGGUGUUAGUAUCUGAUUUUCUACCUGCCUCAGCAUGUCAUUUGUCUGCCUUUGGGUAAACCAGCCUUGGGUAGAGAAGGGAUUUGAGCCCAGGAAAUUCAUCUCCUGAACUGCUGGGUGUUUAUUUUUUUCGUUAAGAUUUGGGAUACAUGUGCAGAACAUGCAGGUUUGUUACAUAGGUAUAUAGGUGCCAUGGUGGUUUGCUGCACCUAUCAACCCAUCAUCUAGGUUUUAAACUCUGCAUCCAUCAGGUAUUUGUCCUAAUGCUCUCCCUCCCCUUCUCCGCAAUCCCCUGACAAGCCCUGGUGUGUGAUGUUGCUCUCCCUGCGUCGAUGUGCUGUCACUGUUCAUCUCCCACUUACGAGAGAGAACAUGUGGUGUUUGGUUUUCUGUUCCCGUGUUAGUUUGCUGAGAAUGGUAGCUUCCAGCUUCAUCAUGUCCUUGCAAGGAAAAAUAAACUCAUUCUUUUUUAUGGCUGCAUAUUAUUCCAUGGCAUAUCUGUACCACAUUUUCUUUAUACAGUCUAUCACUGAUGAGCAUUUGGGUUGGUUCCAAGUCUUUGCUAUUGUAAAUAAUGCUGCAAAAAAUAAACAUACAUGUGCAUGUCUCUUUAUAGUA